Messenger RNA from Onychomys torridus (southern grasshopper mouse), 4269 nucleotides. RefSeq names its product zinc finger protein 58-like. The record is from RefSeq and is a predicted model, not a curated record. Gene Ontology annotation, molecular function: DNA-binding transcription repressor activity, RNA polymerase II-specific. Bases 240 to 1658 code for a protein of 472 amino acids. NCBI's taxonomy places the organism in Eukaryota, Metazoa, Chordata, Mammalia, Rodentia, Cricetidae. Gene Ontology annotation, biological process: negative regulation of transcription by RNA polymerase II. The transcript is spliced from 5 exons.
UAGCUCUCUUUGGAAGCUGAAGGUCUGUAAGGCAGCCAAACUAAUCCAGGAAGACUAAACGUCAUCUAAAUAGGAGAACAGGAAUUCCUUUGCUCAGACUUCUGGGAAAUGUAGUCUAGGCGACUGUGACAUCACAGGGAGCCGACCAAGAAAUCGCCUUCCGGCCUCUAGCACUCACAGGUACAGACAGCUUCCUCAAAGUUUGGCGAGAGUCCUGUCCUACACAACGCGUCUCUGACAUGGAGGAAAUGCUGUCUUUUUGGGAUGUGGCCAUUGAGUUCUCUGCAGAAGAGAGGGAAUGCCUGGAGCCUGCUCAGUGGAAUUUGUACAGGGAUGUGAUGUUGGAGAAUUACAGCAACCUUGAUUUCCUGGGUCUUGCUAUGUCUAAGCCAUACCUAGUGACAUUAUUGGAGCAAAGACAAGAGCCUUCAGAUGUGAAGAGACAAGCAGCAACCAAUGUGCAUCCAGGAAUAACAACCAAUGAUUAUAACAUUUACAACAAGACCAUCAAUUAUAACGCACUGUAUAUUCAACGCCAGAGAAUUCAUAAAAGGGAAAAACUCUACAAGUGUGAAGAAUGUGGUAAAGGUCUUAGUUCUCAUAAAACACUUUCCAUCCACAAGAGACUUCAUACUGGAGAAAAAUCCUACAUGUGUAUAGAAUGUCAUAAGACCUUUAAUACUCGUGAAUCACUUUUUAUACACCAGAAAAAUCAUACUGAUGAAAAAUCCUAUAAGUGUGAAGAAUGUGGCAAAUUAUUUUACUAUCCUUCAAUGCUGAAGCAACAUCAAAGAAUUCAUUCUGGAAUGAAACCCUACAAGUGUGAAGAGUGUGGCAAAUCCUUUUAUACUCCUUCAGUGCUGAAACAACAUCAAAGAAUUCAUAGUGGAGAGAAACCAUACAAGUGUACAGAAUGUGGCAAAGCUUUUUAUGAAUCAUCAAUCCUUCAGGUACAUAAGCGAAUUCACAAUGCAGAGAAACCCUACCAGUGUGAAAAAUGUGGCAAGUGUUUUUGUUCAUCUUCAUACCUUAGACAACACCAAAUAAUCCAUUUUGAACAAAAACCCUACAAAUGUGAAGAGUGUGGCAAGAGUUUUUGUUCAUCUUCAUCCCUUAGACGACAUCAAACAAUCCAUUCUGAAGAGAGUGCGUACAAGUGUGAAGAGUGUGGCAAAAGGUUUUCCUACUUUUCACACCUUCAAGCACAUCAGAGAGUCCAUACUGGAGAGAAACCAUACAAGUGUGAGGAGUGUGGUAAAUGUUUUUCCUCAUGUUCAUCUCUUAGAAAACAUCAACCAAUCCAUUCUGAAGGGAAUCACUUCAAGUGUGAAGAGUGUGGUAAAUGUUUUUCCUUAUCUUCAUCCCUCAGACGACAUCAAACAAUUCACUGGGAAGACAAUCCCUAUAAGUGUGAAGAGUGUGGCAGAUGUUUUUGCUCAUCUUCAUCCCUUAGAGGACAUCAAACAAUCCAUUCUGAAAACAAUCCUUAUUUGUGUAUACAAUGUGGCAAACGGUUUUCCUAUUCUAGGAGUCUUCAAGAACAUCAAACAGUUCAUACUGGAGAGAAACUGUACAACUGUGAAGAAUGUCACAAAACCUUUCGUUACCACUCAGGCCUUAGGAGACACAAGAGAGUUCAUGCUGGAGACAAACCCUAAAAGUGUGAAGAGUGUGAUGAUGUUUUUCCUUAUUUUUAAUGUUUAGACGACAUUUAAAAAAAAAAAAAAAAAUCAUUCUGAAGACAAUCCCUAAAAGUAUGGGGAGUGUGCCAAAGACUUUGCUAAUUUUUAUAUCCUUACUGAACACAUGAUAUAGUUCAUACAGGAGAGAAAUCUUUCAAAUGUUUUAAGAAGUUUACUUCAACCCUUAAAACACGUCAGAUAAUUCAUUCUGACUACAAAUGCCAUGAAUGUGUGAAGUGUGGGUAAAGUCAUUGCUGAUAAUUCAGGUUUUAUCCACCUCUAAUGAGUCCAUAGUGGAGAAUAUUAAGUUAAUUAUUUCAGAAUGUCCACACGAACACCUACCUUCCAAGAGCACAAAUGCUAAGAAUUAUAGCGAGCCACAGGACUAUGAAAUAGAAGUCCAGCUGUAUAUUAUAAGCUAUACCUUGACGAGGCCAACGGUCAAUUGAGUGAGAAAGCCAGUCAGCAAGGUCUAUUGGUGUUAGGCGGCUUAAUAUUCAGUUGUGUCUUGCUAUGAAUUCUUUGUGCUCAUAAUUCUCCUAAAGUGUGUGUGUGUGUGUGUGUGUGUGUGUGUGUGUGUGUCUCCUUUUCAAAACACCUGAAUAGUUGCAUAGACAGAACCUUCUGCCUCUGAGCUCCAGGCCCCCUCUUUACCAUUGGUUUUGGGUGUCUGCUAUUUGCAAAUACCUUCCUUGAGCUCCUUCCUAAGAUAAAGUUAACCCCAAUCAAAGUCUUAAAAGACAAGCAAGCAACAGAACAUCUGUUAGAUGCCUGAGAACCCCCCCCCCAGCUUAGAUAAAAUGUCCUUUCUGAGACUACAUGUCUCAUAGGCCAAAUGUCUACAAACUAGAUGAUCAAGCCUUGUUGUUGUGCAAAUCCAGGCCCCCCAUCUCACUGCCCCAGAAAACCUCUUAGAUCAAAGGGAGUUUCCCCUCAGCAGGUGUUUGAAGCUGUAAUGCAGAUCGACUAGCUAUAAACACUCUUCUCCCCCUCCCCCUCCCCCUGCCCACUACCAGUCAGGGAACUGGUAGCAGAGGGAAAAGGUGACAGCUUUAACUUUUAGUGACCUGCAGACUUUGCCUGCCCUAUUACCUGUAAGUCUAUAGUUGAUAGAUUCAUCAUGCCUCCGCCUAACCACAAUAAGGACAUAUUUCUAGCGCAUACAUUCCUUUUCUGAUUUAUCACAACUACUAACUGACUCCACUCUCAUCUCUCCCCUUUUGGGUUGCAAAUAAAAUUGCCAGGAAGCCUCUAGAGGGGACCCCUACAAUCUUGUGCUAUAUACAAAACAUAAGGUGUUACUGUCUGGGAUAGGAUAGAGGCCAGUCCUGGGAGAAGGAAGAAGAGGGAGGGAGGGAGGAAGGACGACUGAGGGAUUGAGGAUUGAGGGAUUGAAGAUGGGAGAGAGCUAGGAUUGGAGGAAACAGAGUUGAGAUGAUGAAGGAUUGAGGGAACUAGGAACUGAAGAUUAGAGGGAAUUAAGAAUGGAGGGAACAAGAAGAAGGGAACUAAGGAAAUGAAGAGAGAUCUGAGAGUUGAACUAGUGACUGAAUGAUGGUGACUGAAGAAUAAACGAAUUGAACUAAAGAGCUCCGAGCAACUGGAUUCAUUCCCACGCCGUUGGUGGUGUCUUUCCUGGGCCCCUGGAUUUGUAUAAAUUUAAGGCUGGACCUUGAAUGUUAUAGAAAAAAGAAUGUCAUCAGAGAACACUAGAGAUUUCUCUUUGCUGUAACCCUCAACAGUUUGAUCAAGCAGUGUGUUUUAAACUGCCUUGAUUAAUGAGUCUCUUCUGCAACUAUAAAUGUUCCAUGAAAGCUUUACCAUGUCAUAACUUUGUCCAUUGGGAGCCUGGAAUCUGAGAUCUGGGCUGUGUCAUAGUUACUGUUGUGUUCCCAGUGGAGUCAUCCAAGCUCCUGUAAUAUCUCGCCUUGGUGUAUAAGAAGCUCAGUCUCUGAGCUAGCAAGUUUUCACCCAGCAUUUGGCUCUGGAAUUCUUAUUGGUAAAAAAUAGGAUACAGAGUUAAUUAAAACUACAAGAAGGCUCUCCCAGUCUAAGGCCUCAGCAGCAGUAGGCAGCAGCUGCAGAGACACACAGUCAUCAGCUGAGGCAGAGAUUACAUCAGGUGCAGAUGCUGUGCCUCAGAUAAAAAACAACAGUGACCAUAGAGCAAUAAUGACAGCAAAGUUAUGAGAGGAACCAAUUAUUUUCUGAUUGGAUUUAAAGCUUAUCCACAAAUAGUAACUGGUGUGAUGUUAAUUUGGUGAUAUACUUUGACUUGACUAGGUGAUAAGCCCUAGGGAGAAUUUAUUGCUGUUAUUCUAAUAAGUGGAUACUAACUGAACCCAAGAUAUCUUUAUAUGUACAGAGUCAAGAACCUUUCAACACCCACCACAAAAUAUUAUAUGGUGUGAUAGAUGAAGUGUGGGAGCCCAAAACUGAAUCAGUUUCCCAGUUUUAAUCUGAAGUCUAUUCUUAGUCAAUAGAGUUCAAGCUUGCUUGCUCCAGGGCUGUGAGAAUGUCCUAAUUAGCCCAUAAGAAGGCACACACUAUCUAGCUAGAUGCAGGCUGCUGAUGCCAGCUGAAGGUA